UCUUUUUAGUUUGGUCUUUGAUCGCCCAAUUCAUCGCAAUUGCAAACGAUCUGUCGGCCAAACUAAAGGCUCAGUCUACUAAUGACACAGUAUCGGAUGAUAGUACCGAAUCAGAAUCAGUUACAAUCUCAGCCGAGGAUGAACAGCUGCUUACAACGUCAAGCGUAGUCCAGUGGUCAUUUACAACCAGCUCUACCACCGCCACAUCAUUUCUGGUGGUAGUGGCUACUGGAACAGUCAUCACAAAAAGUAACGGAUUGACUCCACAAGUGGGGGCCGUCAAGGAUAAUAAUAAUCUCAACAAACGGACAAAUGAGAGUGAUAGCCAGGAGCAAAUUGAGGCCAACUAUGGAUUAUCCGGGAUCCCAAGGCAAUCAGGGGGCACAGGUUUCGCAAUCAUCUCCCGUCUGGUUGUCGCCUGCACGUUAGUCUUCCUUAUAUUUGGACAGCUCGGCUGGCCCGAGAUGUUGUUAUACACAUGGACACCUUGGUUGGGCCCGCAGAGUACACCGUUGUGGCUCGGAUUAGCCCAGGCUAUUGUUGGUAUCGAAAACCUCCGUGUCUAUUCCAAAAGUGACGUCCUUAUAGCGGCAUGGGGUAUAUUCGUUAUUGGGUCAUUGAAUAUCAUUUUGGGAGGCAUCUUACUUUAUCUUAGUCGCAAUCUUCCCAAAUUUCCCCCUCCGCCUCUGUAUUUUAACAUGUCUCAACGCCUCCUAUUUUGGACCUCCUUACCCCCAUGUUACCAUCAUCUUUUCGAACAGCAAGUCAAUGAAGAAAAAACAGAAGGAGAAAACGCCGAACAUGCUCAUCCAGAUGGGCAUGAAAUCGGGCUGGGUGAAGAGGACGAAGAGAAGGCGGUAGGGACCCAGAUGCACCCAUCGCAACGGCCUCAAUGUCCAGUAGCACUUAUUUCACUUCCUGGCUCUGAAGAUAGGCCGGUUUAUCAAGACGUGGCUCGAGGCGGGUAUCCGACCUUUUCGGGAGGUGGGUUGGCGGACGCUGAGAGACAUGUUCCUACUGGAUUUUUGGAGAGAGCCAAAGAUGGGAGGUUAAUCAAAUUCAUCAGCGAGAACGGAGAGGAAGUGGGAAAGCCCAGACUCCCCAAUGACGAACGCUACAGAAAGGAGAGAAUGGUUACAGAGAAAACACGGAUGGGACGUUCAAGGAAGCAGAAAGGGGAGGAGCAGAGCUUAGACCAGAACGGUUCCCUAGAUCAGCUACCACCAAUGAACCAUUCAAAAAGGGUGUCUGUGCCUAUGGUGAGCUCCGAGAAGGUCCAAGAAAGCGUCUCAACUGGAGAUAAGGAAGACAGAGAGUCAUCGAAGAGACCGGCAUUGCCUAGAUCCAGAAGUAUUCAAAACCUUAGACUACAAACCGUCGACAAAGUACGAACAAAUCUGCUGGUUGUUGAAAGCGAUAUGCAGAGUGACAGUUUGGAUCCUAAACGUCAAUCAAGCUUAUCAAGUGUUUCGGGCCUGUCAGCGACUGAGGACUUAGGACCACAAUUCCCUCUGCCUCCAGACCGACAAGCUUUGGGGAAAUCUCAUGCACAAUUGGAUUUAUUACCAGGUUCUCUCGCAUUGGCAGAGAAACCAACAAUGGCACUGCAUCUCAAAAGAGGUGCAGGUCCCAUGAGAAGGCUCGCUCUUCCCAAGUCUCGCAGCGACAAAGCGAGGCCUCACAUAGACAAUAACAGGCAGAACCUUAUAGCAAACUCUAAGGUAGAUGAAGAGUCUCCAGCUUCUGCGCCUCCUCCUUCCCCAGCAGUCAAGGCAUCUCUUACGCCUAAAAUUCCACAGCGCAAACGUGCAAUGACACUCAAUUCUCAGUCAAAUCUCCAACAGCCUCUUCGCUCAUCCCUUGCGACGGUAUUGCGCACCAACUCGGCCCGAUCCGCCAAAAGCUCUAGACUGGCGAGGGGAGUCCGCUUUGUGGAUAAAGUGGAAGAAAAGUCACCCUCUCCCCCCCUUACUGAGGGAACUCCGACCACUGCGGACAGCCAAGACGCCGGCGAGGAGGAUGGUGAAGGCGGUAGUGAAAUGGAGGUAGAGCUAGAAGAUACCAGACGAAGCGUCAGAAUUCUAGGUACAAAUUUCCAUCUGCCCUGGCUGACCGACGGGAUGCCUAAGAAGGAAUUGGCCCGACCUGAAUCCUUUAAUUCUACAACCACAGAGACAAAUACAACCAGCGACUCCUUCGACCUCGAAAUCGACAGCGAAGAAUCCACUGCUGGAACACAAAGAGGAGACUGUAAUAGGCUCGUGGGGGACAUCAGCUAUGGCAGAAGAAGAUUGGACGAAAAGGCUGGCUUACCCAGAUCAAGUAGGCCCAAGACGAUGGCCAUUCUAGGUGGAAGUUAUUUUGAUGGUAGGAGAGAGGUGAAUCCGGCGCAGAAAUCUUCAAGUCUGAGCGUCGAUUCCAGAUCGUUGAGGAAGAUGUCGUAACAUGUAAAGGUAAUACUGUUUAAAAUUGUGAUUGUCAGUCAUCAGUUAGGAGUGUCUCUUAUAUCUGAGGAAAAAAGCCUUUUUGCACCCCGCACUAAUCAAUAGAAGCAAACGGCAAGGAAGCAUUAAGGUAUCCAUAUGUAAUGUACAUCAGUCAAACAAAAAAAGGCCCGACACAUUUUCUAUAAAAAUUAAAACCAUUUCUUACUCCCUCUUCACCACCUUCUUAAUCAUUCCGAACUUGCCACCGGAAGCAGCCUUGAUCUCUGCCUUCCUCCUGAUCUCUGCCUCGAUCUCUUCUUCGUCCAAAUGUUCGGCACCGUACCAAACGACGGAGGCGAAACCAGCCAAGGCGGCAAUGAUACAGCCAGCCAAAGCUCCCUUGGCCUUGGUUGUCCAACCCUGAAGAAUAUCAGUUAGCAACAGAAGAAAGAAAUGUCCAACCAGAAAUAUGGGGGAGACUCACCAUGACAAGAGGGAAAGGUCCAACCGCUUCACCUUUGAAGUCGGUGGUAGAGUUCAAACCAACGACGUUACCGGUAGCGCUGUAGCCCCAGUACGCGCAAUGGUCUUUCAUGGUCUGCGGGAUUUCUAAUUUAGAC
Molecule: messenger RNA, 3046 nt
Organism: Cryptococcus deneoformans JEC21
Lineage: Eukaryota; Fungi; Basidiomycota; Tremellomycetes; Tremellales; Cryptococcaceae
Product: expressed protein
Exons: 5
Coding region: 465-2444 (659 amino acids)
Source: RefSeq, a predicted model, not a curated record